Helobdella robusta is the source of this 3485-nucleotide messenger RNA. RefSeq lists its product as hypothetical. NCBI's taxonomy places the organism in Eukaryota, Metazoa, Annelida, Clitellata, Rhynchobdellida, Glossiphoniidae. Bases 177 to 2723 code for a protein of 848 amino acids. Gene Ontology annotation, cellular component: plasma membrane; clathrin-coated vesicle; cytoplasm. Gene Ontology annotation, biological process: clathrin coat assembly; clathrin-dependent endocytosis. The transcript has 23 exons. The record is from RefSeq and is a predicted model, not a curated record.
UGUUUGUUAUGUUAAUCAAUGAUCGCGUUUAUAAAUUUAUUUCUCAUUAAUUUUUGAAUGUUAAAUUUAAGUUAAUAUCAAGUAUAAAAUUAAAAGGGUUUAAGGUUGAAAUGAUUUUUUUUACUGAAUAAUUUCAGGGUGAAAAAAACAAUGGAUUUGACAUACUCUAUCAAAAUAUGAAAGCUGGCUGGGUGUCCAGUAGAGAACUUGAGGAAUAUAUCAGAGAAAGUUGCACAGUUGAGGAGUCUUAUGUUAAGCUUCAAAUGAAAUUAGCAAAAAUGGCUUCAAAUUAUGGAAACAGAGGUUCAUUUGGACCGUUCUGGCAAGUUCUGAGAGUUUUAGCAGAGGAACUGUCGUCAAUCCAUGUCCAGCUGAUGCUUUCAUGGCAGGAACUCAUUAAAGAUGUCCACAAAUAUACACUUGAACAACAGAAGAAACAAAAAGAGUUGAAAGACCAAGAAGUGAGCACAGUUGAAUCAGUCCAGUUGCUGCAACAAACCAUCCAAGUACUUCAUAAGGCAAAAGAAGCAUAUCAUGCACGUUUUUAUGAAUGUGAGAAGUUGAGGAGAGAGAGUGCAUCACAGAGAGAAAUGGAGAAAGUUGAGGCCAAGCUGAAGAGAGCAAAUGAGGAAUACCGAUCAUUACUAGAGAAAUACUCGAAUGCUCGAAAGGACUACCUCCUGCAUAUGACCGCAUCUUGCAAGAGGUUCCAAGACAUUGAGGAGAAGCAUCUGCAACAGAUGAAGGAGUUUAUAGAUUCAUUUAGGAAAGCCAGAGACACUCACUGUUCAAUGUUGGCACAGGUCCAAGAUCAGUUUCGAGUGGGUUGUUGCAAGUUGUCGGUUGAAAGACUCAUCGAGAUGAUCAUCCAAUCAAAAGGCACUGGUACUGAACAACCUGGCCACAUAGAGUUCGUGGAGGCAGACAUAUCCACACUAACAUCCUCCCUAUCCGUGAUGGACCUGGAUAAGAAAGAGCCCCAGAACAAUGACGCUAGGAUCAGGAACCAACUCGGAGGCAUAUUAGGCAUUCCAAUCAUGUACAGGAACCACAGGAAGAAGAACAAGGAGCAUGCUGAUAAGGAUAAGGACAAGUCAGACGCUCUAUCAAAGAACACUCACCUGGUGGACGAGGAGGGCUACUCCAUAAGGCCGGAGAUCGUCCACCACAAUAGCAGGGAGAGUUAUGGCUCAAGCUCUGAUAACGAUUCCGAUAACGAAGGUCGAAUGAGCAAGUUGAAGGUUGAGAUCAAACCCCUGUCAUCACCCACGAACUCUGACAACACAGCCAACCUGAAGGACAUUGUACAAACGUUCAAAAUCCAAGAUAUUCCAAGUAGACGAACACCGAUCAGCGAUACAAGUAGGGCAGGCAGUCAGAGUUUAGACAGCUCCAUGCCGUCGAGACCAAGUGAUGAUCUGAUCGACCUCGAUAUCUUUUCAUCGCCUUCCAAUACCACCAGCACAUCAGCAACAGGUCCAUUGCCAUCCACAAGACCAUCGUCGUCACUCUCGUCCUCAUUUUCACUGACGUCAACGACAGUCGACCCGGGUUCGCCCACGUCUCCUUCCUCGCGUCUGCCCAUCCUACCGACACCUCCCCCGCCUGCACAUCAACGCACACACAACAGAUCACUGCAUUCGAAUGUGCCUUUGGGGGCUACCGCAAGGCCGGCUGGUAGGAAUACACCUGACGUCUUCAGACUGCUAUCAUCCGAUCGAACGGAUAGUCUCAUGAGUCUCACCAACAUAUUCCCCACACAGUCGACCCCUUCCACUUCGUCCAACCCACCGCUAACUUCCUUCACGCCAACACACAACUUUGCAUCGAGAGGACCGAGUCCUCUUACUCUUGCAAUGUCCGACAACGUUCCCAUCGCUGCUGCUGUCACAGAGACGACCAACGCUUACUUCAAAGGCGCUAAUUACGACAAAUGUCAGGUGCGUGUAACUGGCAGCAUAGUCAUCUCGUUUCCCGGCGGCAUCAUGAGAGUCUUCCUCGACAACCCAUCACCAAAUGUCCUCUCCUUCUCCUUGAAGAACGUUGAAAAGAUUGACAACAUCAUAAUGAACAAAACACUUUUAAAUGAGAACGAGCAACAGAGAUCUGAUAACUGUCGAAGCUACACAUUCAACAUGUCGGCCCUUGUAGACCACCUCAGAAAAUUAUCUUCCAUCACUUCCAACGCUCCAUAUUUCAACGUUGAAAUCAUCAAAUAUCAAUUGAAGAUUGUCAAUCCGGCCGUAGAGAACAUUCCAUUAAAGUUGGCAUCGUACUGGAAAGUUGAACCAAAUCAAUGUGACUUCCUGUUAGAAUACUCGUACGUUGGCGGCUGCAUGAGGCCUCCCUGCCUACCUCUCACCAGUGUUCAGCUGGCUCUCCAGUUGGAUACAGGGGACAAGGACAUUGAGAUGCACUCCAUUCCAAGCGGACUUUGGUCCAGCGAAUCAAAACGUGCAAUUUGGAGAUUGCAGGAUAUUUCAGAAAUGUCAGAAAACGGUUGUCGUGGGAACAUCAAAGCCAAAUUUAACGUUACCUCUACCGCCUCUCCUCACUUAAACAUGGCUGCUGUGCAGUUUCUUUGUGAAGGAGCCACACUGUCAGGGCUUGAAUUUGAACUGGCUUCAACUGGCUAUCGAUUAUCACUUGCGAAAAAAAGAUUUUGUACAGGUAAAUACUUAUCAGAAAUCGAAACGAUCAAUCAACCUACAAAUGCGUCAUAGUUUAUUUUCAUUUCAUUAAAUUUAUUUAUCCUUAUCUUUUUAUUCAUCAUUUUCAUCGUCAAGUGAAUUUGUCAUAAUUAAAUGCUAAUAUUAAUUUUUAUUAAUACUCAUUUGCUUCUCUUGAUGUUCAUAGUUUGCGAUUAUUUAAUUUUUGAAUUGUUAGGAAAGUAAUUUAAAAUUUUGCAUCAUUGUUAGAUGCAUUAUUAAACUUUAUCGCACACAAAGACAAACUGAUCACAGAAAAUCUAGAAUUGAGCGUUUCGGAAAGUAAUACACAGUAAUCCCAUUUUAAUUUUAUAAAAUCGCUUCUUAUCAGAAACAUAUUAGCAAUUAACCAUCAUAAUAAUUUAAUUCUUUGCUAUUUUCGUUGUUUUUGUGAUUGGUUUAUAUUUUAAGAGUAGUCAAUUGAUGAAAAUGAUAGCUGUUGUAAAUAUUUGAGCUCCAAUUAUGUAUAGUUGUUGGUACGCUAUUACAUAAUAAUGAUAAUAAAUUAACAUUUAUUUAUUUAUUUAGUCCUCCUUAACUGCAUGCUGAUUCAUUUGUAAAUUGGUGAAUGCUAAUCAAAUAAACAUUUUAUUGUUCCACUGUGUGACUCCUUAGUGGAACGUCAAACGGUAUCUGCUGAUGACACAGGGUAUGUAAGCUAAGGCAGAUAAGCGCGUUGCCAUGUGUUAGGCUCCCAAUAAUGUUUAAAAAUUUAAUUUUAAGUUCAUCAUUUUGCAUCUCUUCCGUUUUCCGUCUAAUAAAUAUAAACAUAAUCAA